GCUUUCUCUAUACUGUUCGAAACCAAACGAGGUCUUCAGCCCUUUGGCUUGAAAUCAGGAAGUGUUUAUAUUAUUUUUCGAUAUAUUAACGUUUUUAUAUUCAAUCUGAAGAUUUGUAGGAUUUCAGCCAUAUAGUUCUUUGCAAUUUAUUCACAUGACAAGCAUUUUGAACAGGUAAUAUCAGAGCGAGAUAAUUUCGGAAUAAGAAGUCCACAAGCCUUUGUACAAACAAGCAGUCUGCUUAUUGCUGAUCGUCUGUACUUUCCCUGUUUGCGGUGCAGGAGAAAUUGUCACCGGAAAAACUGGCACAAGAACAGCUCUGAAUCUCCCCGGUGCUUUAUACGCAACUGUUGUAGAACCACCAUGGAUAAUUCCACUACGAUAGUGUUUGUUCUACAAAGACUGAAUGAGACGAUGUCUAGCAAACACACGUAUUUUGCUUUCACUCUUCUCGUUUACCUUUUUACAGUUUUAGCGAACCUGACUUUGAUUGUGACAAUUAUUUUGGAAAGAGCGCUUCAUGAGCCCAUGUUUAUAUUUCUGUGUAGCUUGUGUGUAAAUGGGAUAUUAGGUGCCUGUACAUUUUAUCCUAAAAUACUUGUGGACCUUUCAUCUGAUUUGAGUGUUACUUCGUAUAAAGCUUGUCUGAGUCAAAUUUUUGUAUUAUACAGCUAUACCUGCUGCGAAUUUACGACGUUGGCAAUGAUGGCUUAUGACAGGUAUAUCGCGAUAUGCAAGCCGCUCAGUUACCACUCCAUCAUCACACCUCGGAAGGUUAUGAAAUUGCUGAUUUUUACUUGGCUUUUGUCCAUCUGUGAAUCAGUUGUUGUGGCGGGUUUGGUGGCCAGACUGCCCCUCUGUGGAUUCAACGUCGACAAGAUUUAUUGCACAGCCUGGGCCGUGGUAAAGCUGUCAUGCGUGGACGCCACUAUCAACAACGUAUACGGGACAAUUCUCUCGGUUUUUCACGUUUCACAGGUAGUGCUGAUCUUGAUUUCUUAUAUUAAUAUUGUCAAAGCCGCUGUGCGAUCGCAGGAAGAACGGAAUAAGUUCAUGCAGACCUGUUUGCCCCAUUUAGUCGCAUUGAUCAACUUCACAGUUUCAGUCAUAUUUGACAUCAUGUACGCUCGCUAUGGUCCCACCAGCCGUCUGCACGCUCUCCGCAAUUUCAUGUCCGUGGAGUACCUCGUUGUUCCACCGAUACUGAAUCCCCUCAUCUAUGGUCUGAAACUGAACCAGAUCCGCCAGAGAAUCUUCAGGAUUUGCAGCCGAAAAAGACAUUCUUUAAAGUGAAUGUUUGUUCUUUGAAAAGCAAUAUCCCACCUACAUAUGUUUUCAUAAAAGUGACAACAGCACUAAAAUUAUUUCUGAACAGCAGAACAAUAGGAUUGUUAGACGCAGCACAGAUGUAGAUAUUCUUCUAUAUACUUCUAUAGGUGUAUAGAAGUAAUUUAAGCCUAUCUCGGUCUAGUGGCCUUGUUUGGUGUACAUUAUUCUUUACCUUUACGCAAAACUUUGCGGGCCAUGGGUUGUGUUGGCCUUAUGUAUGAAAACGUCCUUACGGUGCAUUUGGAGUUGGGAAAACCCAGACAGAUGCAAACCGGAAUGGGUCUCUUUUUCCCCUGUGUUGAGGCUGCUGUUCAUAUCCACGCAAAAGAGGAAAAUAUUUAGAUUGCAUUGUCAGUUGCAGUGAUCUUUAUUGUCUUUAUUAUUUUAGUUUGUUGUUUAAUUGAUUGUGUUUGUCUGGACCCCGUGAGGGGGGAGGGUGAAGGUGUCAUUUAUUUAAUUUCGUGUUUGUGUGUGUGCGCUCGCUCUCUCUCCAUGCGGCAACCAACAGUGUUUAUAAUACACUGUAGCAUACAAAGGAUGAAAAAACCCUGAGAACUGUAUACAUACUGUGCCUUGAAUAAAAAAUU
Molecule: messenger RNA, 1916 nt
Organism: Anguilla anguilla (European eel)
Lineage: Eukaryota; Metazoa; Chordata; Actinopteri; Anguilliformes; Anguillidae
Product: olfactory receptor 2G3-like
Exons: 1
Coding region: 364-1293 (309 amino acids)
Biological process (GO): G protein-coupled receptor signaling pathway
Cellular component (GO): membrane
Molecular function (GO): olfactory receptor activity; G protein-coupled receptor activity
Source: RefSeq, a predicted model, not a curated record